UAAUUCCAAAAUCAUAGUAACUUCUUACAACGACAUAACGAAACAAACAAACAUGCUCUCUUCAAUAUCUCUUCCUUCUUCUCUCUACGCCGCCGGUAAUUUCUCCGGCACCACCGUAACACCACCGCCGUGUCGUGUCAGAUCAAAGCCAAUAAUCACAACAGCAAGCUCCACAUCCACCGCCGAACCUCGCUCUACAUGGACGACAGAACAACAAAGACCUUCGUAUUUAAAUAUGAGCUCCUUUUCUCACUCUUCUCCUGGAUCGCACUAUGACAUCCUCGGUAUAUCAGCAGCUGCCUCCAACCAAGAAAUCAAGGCAGCGUACCGGCGACUUGCAAGACUCUGCCACCCUGACGUGGCGUCGGUUGAUCGGAAAAACUCGUCGGCAGAUGAUUUCAUGAAAAUUCAGGUUGCUUACUCUACACUCUCAGAUCCUGAUAAACGUGCUAAUUAUGAUCGGAGUCUUUUCCUCCGGCGACAACGGCCGUUGUCGUCAUCGGCGAUAAUAUCUUCCGGUUACUCAGGUCGGAAAUGGGAGACUGAUCAAUGUUGGUAAUGAGUUGACUCACCCGAAUGAACUUAUGAGAAAGGUGCAAGUUAUUAAUGAAGCACCAUGCCUCAAGUGUAAUUUAUUAGUAAUUAGGUUUUUUUGCCGUAAUUAGUUAGUUAGUUUUUCGGUUUGUAAAGGAGUUUUUUCCACUAUAAUGGGUAAUUCAUUAGAAAAUGAUUGACCACUUUACUCUUAGUCCGUGGUUGCAUCAAAUUUUGAGAUAUAAACUACAAGAAACAAAAAAAAUUAAAGAAAGAUACUGUAAUUUUUAACCAGCUAGAACUAUACAGCAGUAACAUAAGUGAAAUCAGAAAAGUCCAUUGUUCUAGUUCGGUGAUUAAUUAAGAGGUGAACUUUAGCGUGUUUAAUUAA
This is a messenger RNA of Medicago truncatula (barrel medic), 925 nucleotides long. RefSeq names its product chaperone protein dnaJ 11, chloroplastic. The coding region runs from base 53 to 559 and encodes 168 amino acids. NCBI's taxonomy places the organism in Eukaryota, Viridiplantae, Streptophyta, Magnoliopsida, Fabales, Fabaceae. The record is from RefSeq and is a predicted model, not a curated record. The transcript has a single exon.